Molecule: messenger RNA, 2357 nt
Organism: Teleopsis dalmanni
Lineage: Eukaryota; Metazoa; Arthropoda; Insecta; Diptera; Diopsidae
Exons: 1
Biological process (GO): DNA integration
Molecular function (GO): nucleic acid binding
Source: RefSeq, a predicted model, not a curated record
AUGCAAGAUGUUUUCCUAUUUUCGUUUAAUGCACAACCAGGUCAUAUUGUAACAAAACGCACCAUCUUAUCCCUUGCGUCUUCAUUAUUCGACCCGCUUGGAUUACUAGCACCGAUCAUACUCGUAGCCAAAAUUAUGAUGCAAGAAUUGUGGCUUUUGCGUGUGGAUUGGGACGAGUCAGUCCCUCAAAAUCUUCACUCAGCUUGGAAAACAUUUAUUCAAGAUCUUACAACGCUUUCAUCGGUUAAGGUGCCGAGGUACUGCCUAUCCAUAAACUAUCAACAGGUUGAUGUACACGGUUUCUGUGACGCUUCAAUACGCGCAUAUGGUUGCUGUAUAUUUCUCCGAUCACAAAACACAUCAGGUAAGGUAACGGUCAGGCUAUUCACUGCAAAAUCCCGUGUGGCACCUAUAAAGCGGAAGUCGCUACCUAAACUAGAACUCUGUGGUGCCUUACUUCUUGCCAAACUGUAUCAGAAGGUCCAACCAAUAUUUGCGCAAUUUAAGGGUGAAACGUUUUUUUGGACUGAUUCACAGAUUGUAUUACAUUGGUUGAAGCAGCACUCAUCAACCCUGUCUGCAUUCGUUGGCAAUCGAGUAGCAGAAAUUCAAGAUAUUACCGCAAAUGGGCAAUGGAGACACGUUCCUACCCAAUCCAACCCGGCAGAUGUUGUGUCGCGCGGCUGUAACAUCCGCCAAUUAUCAGAGUCUUGUUGGUUUACGGGGCCGGAAUUUUUGUUACUCGCUGAUAAAUACUGGCCGCAUUUGAAAUGUCACAACCUGGAUAUGGAAGAAGUCAAUAAAGAGACGCGAAAGGUUGUAUUCGUUAACACAAAUGAAGACAACUACGUAUUACAGGUAUUGUCAAGAUAUAGUUCAUACACUAAGAUGCUACGAGUAAUAGCGCAGGUACAGCGUUUUUAUCAUGUAACCAAGAAUAAAUUGAAGAACGGAGAAUGUACCCUCCAACCUAUUCAGCUACAAAAGGCAUUGCACUGUAUUAUUUGGGUCAUCCAACAGCAAUUCUUCGAAAUUGAUAUACAACGCCUACAACGAGGGAACCCAGCCAAAGGUACAUUAAAGCAUCUAAAUCCCUUCCUGGACAAUGUAUUCGGUUAUCAAUUACUAAAGGUGGGAGGUCGCCUCGAGCUGAGUGACAUCUCAGUAGGCCAACGUCACCCUAUUUUGUUGCCGAAGGGCUGUUAUUUUGUGGAACUUUAUGUUCGGCAUAUACACUUGUGCAACUAUCAUGCAGGCGCAAAAGCACUAAUUGCCCUUACUCGACUAAACUUCUGGAUAAUUAAUAUUCGAGAAAUUGCACGCCGAGUCGUGCACUCGUGUAUUCACUGCGUGCGUUAUAAACCCAAACUACUUAAUCAAAUGAUGGGUAAUCUCCCAAUCGAACGCCUCACUCCAAGUCGUCCUUUCGCGCGUACUGCGGUAGAUUUUUGCGGUCCGAUAUUAACGUAUCUCCGAAUUCGGGGACGGGUUCCAUAUAAGACCUAUAUAGCCGUGUUCGUUUGUUUGUCUACAAAGGCAGCUCAUCUAGAAGCCGUGUCAGACUUAUCUACGGAGGCAUUUAUUGCAGCACUGAAAAGGUUAAUCGGUAGACGAGGGUUACCAUCAGACAUCUAUUGCGACAACGCCACGAACUUCGUUGGGGCUAACAAUAAACUAGCAGAGUUAAAAAGAAUGUUUUUCGAGAAGUCUAAUCAAGUGAUGCUGCAGACCUUUUGCAGCAACCAAUUCAUAAAUUUCAAUUUUAUACCGCCCCGAGCACCUCACUUUGGAGGUCUAUGGGAAGCGGCUGUAAAAAGCGCGAAAGGCCAUCUGUAUCGAACACUAUCAAAUACUCGAUUCACCUUUGAGGAGCUUGGAACAGCACUGAUUGAAAUCGAAGCUAUCUUAAAUUCGCGACCAAUCACACCUCAUUCUUGUGACCCGAGCGAUUAUGAAGCGCUAACGCCAGCACAUUUUCUUAUCGGUGGGCCGCUCAAAACUUUAUCUGAACCAAGUCCUCAGUAUGAAUCUGCUUCAUUAAUUGAUAAAUGGUCUCGUAUAACCGCAGUCAAACAUCACUUCUGGCGCAGAUGGUCUAGAGACUAUCUGAAUGAGCUGCAGAUACGCACCAAAUGGACAGAAGAACAAUCUAACAUCACCGAGGGGGCUCUGGUUUUAAUCCAUGAAGACAAUAUGCCUCCACAACGCUGGUUGAUGGGCCGAAUCGUGCAUUGCAUCAGGGGUCCAGAUAAUUUGGUUCGUGUUGUUGAUGUGCAAACCCCAAAAGGAGUAAUACGCCGUCCAAUCCACAAACUCGCACUAUUACCAAUUGAAAAUCCUUUCAAGGGGGGCGGGAU